Molecule: messenger RNA, 11060 nt
Organism: Stomoxys calcitrans (stable fly)
Lineage: Eukaryota; Metazoa; Arthropoda; Insecta; Diptera; Muscidae
Product: protein lava lamp
Exons: 7
Coding region: 242-10582 (3446 amino acids)
Source: RefSeq, a predicted model, not a curated record
CAGAUUUUACCAACACUGUUAUUUUUGCUGACAUGGAAUUGUGUUUUUCUGUUGUAAAUUUGUUCAAUAAAUUUAUGUACAAGUACCACCAAUGUUGAUGUCAAGCAUACGAAUUAAUUACGAGCCAACCCUAAGCAAAAGAAAAAACUAAUAAAUGCCUCAUUUUCUGUGGCCACAACCAAUACCAACACAAGAAUUCGAUUUGCACAGUAAUUAAUAUAUAGAAAAUCCCUUUACGAAAAUGUCGUCCGAUCCGAACGAGCACCAGCAACAAACUCCAGAUAUAACAAAUCUGCAGGAAAGUUUUUUGCAACAACAAGAGAAGAUAUCAGCCCUAAAGGAAUUAGUGCGGAAGUCGGGAGCAGCACAUGGCUCCAGCAAAACGGCUGCUCAAGAGAAAGUAAAGCACAUAGCUGAAAGGUUACUAAAGUCCAAAGCUAAAUCAAAGCAGGGUUUGAAUGUGUCCACCUACUCGACAGAAGUGACUUCGCAUGAAGCCUCUUUGGUGUACGAGAAUAAGCCCGCCAGCCUAAAUGUUUCUCAAGUGUCGUCCCCAAUGCCUCCGACGCAUUCCUCUACUCCCAAUCCGACGCCAAACAGGAGUCAACCCUCCAUCGCUACCACAUUCAGUACACCUGGUAGUGAGAAAAUCGCCUUAAUGAGGCAACAACUAGAGCAGAAUAAACUUCGUAUGGCCAAAAAAGCUUCUAGUAAACAGCAUCUCGAACAGUUGGUUUCGCAGUUGAAGGAAAAGUUCGACUCUACACAACAAUGCUUGGAAAACACCACGGAAUUGGGUAGAUCUAUGUCAGACCUGAGCCAUCUUAUAUACACACCAGCUAACAGAGACCGGCACAAAUCAGCAACUGAUUUGUCAUCACAAAAUUUCAGUCUCGAAAAAGAACGCAUAAAAUUUCUGGAAAAUAGAUGCCGACUUCUAGAGAAACAACUGGAAAAGGAGAAACAGAGCAACAAUCGCAGUAAUAACCCUGUGCCCAAUACAGCAGACCUAGAGAGGCGGGCCGACGAGCUACAAAAUGAGUUAUGCGAAAAAGAGAGAACAUUCCAAGGAGAACUGUAUAGGCUGCAAUCUAUAAUUGAUGGCUAUGAAGCUCAGCACAAGGAUGCGUGGACCGACGGAAACCUACUCAUAGAUCAGGAAAAAAUAAAAUUAAUUGAUCGCGUAGAUACUCUGACCAAGGAAAACUCUAAGCUUACAAAGGAACUCGAAGAACUAUCCCUACAAAUACAGGUAAACAAAAAUGAAGGUGACGAGCAUUUGAAGAAGCAACUGGACGAGCUCUCCUCAGAAGUUCCUACUCGUUCCUCCGAUUUGGAAAUGGAAAAUCAACAACUUAAGAAAGAACUCGAAGCGCAACUGGAACGUAUUAGAGAGUUGAAUGAAACCAACGACAUACUUGAAACAGCCCGUUGCGACCUUACAUCCAAAGCAACACAACUGGAAGAACAAAUUAAACAACUUCGGGCAGAAUUAAUUGACAUCCAAGAGAAGUUCCGCGUUAGCGAAGACAAUUGCAAGCGACUCCAAAUGGAGUUGGAAUCAACUCAGAAGCCUGCUGACAAAACGGACACCGAUGUUCAAGUGAAAGCUGAAAUGGCCAAGCAAAUUCAAGAGCUUAUGGAUGAAGUUGCAGAGUUGCGGGCGCAAAAAUGCAAACUCGAACAAUCAGUUGCCGAAUGUGAAAAACUUGAAGUUAAUGAUUCCUCCAUUGCCGAAAAGAUUGCCAGUCUGGAAGCAACUGUUAUAUCCCAAAGAGAAGAUUUACUUAAAGCACAGGAAGCCCAGCAAAAGAACGAGGAGGAGUUAAUGGAAAAGACUAUCGAGCUUAAUGUGCUCAAUGCUCAAUUCAAGGUUCUGGAAGAGAAAAUGGAAAACUCAAGUAAAUCAAAGCCAUUAUUUUCAUCGUCAUCGGUCGUUGGUCACGACAGUGGUAGUGCAGAAUUGGAAGCAGAAAAUCAACAGCUAAAACAGAAACUUGAUGACUCCAAUAAAGCCAUGAUUAAGUUGAAACUCAAGUGCAAGCAAACCGAAAAGCAAAUAGAAAAACUGAAAAAGGGUUCGGAUUUGCACCAGGAAGUGGUUAGACUGGGCAAGGAGAAGGAACAGUUGCAGCAAAAAAUUACUGAGUUGGAAGACGAAAAGGGUCAAUGGCAACUGACGCAAGUCGAACCAGUUGUACCAGUUUGUUCACAUGACGAUAAGUUUAAGGAAUAUGAUGACAAAAUAGCAUCUCUAACGGCGAUACUGGAAGAGAAAGAAAAGCAAUUUGAAGCUCUUCAACAAGGGGAACAAUCUCGUGUGAAAACCGAGCUGAAUGAAGUCCAACUAGAAGAGCAGGUCAAUGAUCUUUCCGAUCAAGUCACGUCGCUGCGUAACGUAUUGGAAAGUAAAGAAAAGUCUUUACAAUCACUACAUGAAGAAAUGGAAUUGGUCAAGAAACAAAAGGAUGAACUGGACAAGAAACUCGAACAUUAUCUCAAUGAAAACCUUGAACUUUUAGACAAGGUUGAAAAGCUUAGUAAAUCGUCCUCGUCCGCAGAAUCCAUAGAAAUAGUGGAAAGACUUACGCACCAAGAAAAGCAAGAACUAGAGGAAUUCAACAAGCGUUUAGAAACAGGAGAAGCACAGUCGGAUAUGGCGGUUCACAAAGAAUCAAUUAAUGAACUAACCCAAACUGAAAUGAAUCCUGAAUUGACGGAAAGUCUCAACCAACUUCGAGAAGAGAGCUCAGAAUUGAUUUCUAAAAUAGAGCUCUUUACGAAUGAACGCAGGGAAGUUUUGGAGAAAAUGGAAAAUUUGACAUCCGAAAACGUUGAGCUGUUGGCGCGUAUUGACGAACUGAAGGAAGAAAAGGGUGAUUUGGAAUCGAAACUGGAUGCUUCUAAACAAAAACAAGAUGAACUUUUGUCCCUGCUUGAAACAGCCACCAGGGAGAAGAACUCUCUUACUGCCCAAAUUGCUGAAUCGAAAGCAAACAAGAGUCAGCUGUCACAAGAACUGACUUCGCUCCAACAAUCUUCGGAGGUAGUCGCUGCCCUAGAUAACAGUGACACUCUAUUCGAUAAAUGUGAAAAGUCACUGUGCAAGUUGAACUGUGAAUUGGAAGCAUAUCGUAAGGCGCACGACAAAAAGUCAAAAUUCAAUGUGUCCAAAAAGUUAGCCAAAGAAGCUGAAAAUGCACACACACAACUAAGCGAACUGUUGGUUAAGGUAAAGGAAGCCAGCAGUGCUGUGGAAACGGUGACAGUGGUGGAAACCGUGGUGGCCGUCACAGCGCCCAACGGCAAAGCUUUGGCAGAAUAUGAGCAACUGACUGCGCAAAAUAGAGAAUUAAAAGCCUCCAACAUGGAACUUCGAAGGCUAUUGGAUGAAGCCAGGUACAGUCAGGAUGAUCAAGCCGACAAUAAAUUUUCAGAAGAAAGGCAGGCUAUUGCCUCAGAGAAUGAACUUCAAGGGAAGCUAGACAAUGCACUGCUACAAAAUGAGGACUAUGAAACUCAAAUGGCCGAGUUGCAGUCAAGAGUGGAAGACCUUAGACGUGAGUUAUAUGAAUCCCGAACGGCUGAUGAAGAGAAAAUGGAAGUGAUAAGCAAGUUAACCGAGGAAGUGGCCAGCUUGAAAAAGCUGUCGGAAGAAUUUGAUAGCUUGAUGAACGACAAAGAAAUGGCGCAUGAAAAACAGGUAGAGCAAUUAACGCGUCUUCGCAAGGAGCUGGAAUCCAAAUGUGACACCUACGAGCAGGAAAUGGAAAUCCUGCAAACUCUGGUGACCGAACAAAAACAACAACUGAUUGAAGCCUACAAAGAACAUGAACACGAAAUGAAUGUCAAGCUCUUGGCCCUGCAACACAACGAAGAACAAGUGCUCGAGCUAAGACAAGAGCUUUGUGAACUCAAGCAAGCAUCCACAACGAAUGGAUCCGAUCUAAUGCAAGAAUUGCAAAGCGAAUGCGACAAACUCAGAGAAGCUUUGAAAAUCAACAAAAAUUUAGUUCAAGAACAGCUCAACGAGCUUUCCAACAAACAAGAAACAAUUGACACUCUCAAUCAACAAAUAAUAGACCUUUACAAGACAAUGGAAGACAAUGCCACGAAGAUCAUCGAAAAAGAGGAUGAAAUUUCUUAUCUACAGGAAGAUCUCAAUGAAAACAAGCGGCAACUGCAAGAUUUACAGAGACAAUUGGAAACGUCGAACAAGGAUCUGCAAGAACACUUGCGAAAACUGUCGCAAAGCGAAGGGACGCACAACCAACUUGAGCAACGCAACAAGGAUCAAUUGGAAAAACUAAAGAAGUACGCUGCUAAUCUCAAGAAAAAGGCGUUACAAUGCCAGGAGUUGGAAAAUAAGCUGCAAGAGGUACAAGACCAAACCAAGGAAUUGGAUGGCCUGCGCGCUGACAGAAACGAUUUGCAGCAACAGUUGGUGGAAGCAAGAAAACAACUGGCCUCAAAAACCGAAGAAUUUGUGGAUCUUUGCUCGGUCAGAAAGACAUUGGAACAGGAAGUGAAACAACUACAGCUAGCUGUCAGUGAAAAGGAGUCUUCCAUACAGGCCCUUCAGGCCAAUGCAUCGGCCAAUAUUCAAUCCUCAUGGGCCAUUGAUGAUCCUUCUGAAGUUGAGCAAUUGCAGCAAGAACUUUUACUGAGUCAAGAGGAAUUGAGAGUGCGUAACCAACAACUUGACGACAUCAAAAAGUCUUUGUCACAAGCCGAAGACACCAUAUCACAACUGGAACAACAACACCUAGAAACAGAAGCACUACGUAUGGACUUACAGAUCGCCCAAAAUAAAAUCAUCCAGUUUGAGAGUGAAUUGGCAUCCGCCCGGCAGGAAACCUUCGAAUGGGGCGAUAAUUCAGAGGCUGAUCGGCUUCGGGAGGAGUUGAUAUGCACCCAAGAAAAUCUUACUCUUAAAACACGAGAAAUCGAGGAGCUGCGACAAUCACUGAUGGCUGUACAGGAGCAACAAAAUGAUUGGGGCAACUCCACCGCUUCCAUCAAAAAUGCUGACUAUGAAAACUUAUCUAAAGUCCUUGCCGAUAAAAGCGCCCAGCUUGAGAAGUCCGAAAGUGUAAUAGAUGAAUUGGAAAAUGAACUUAUGACACUCAGAGAAAAGGAACACGAAAGCGUGCAGACAAUCAAUGAGUUGCGGGUGGAAUUGCAAAAAGCUUCAGUGCCAGCACACGAUGAUUCUUCAGAGCUUUCAGCCAUUAGAAGUGAGUUGGCGUCUCAGGAGCAGCGUCUAAAGGAAGUUUCUGAAGAACUGAAAGCCAAAUCUCUCAAGUUUGAGAAGUCCAAGGCUGUUAUAAAGGAACGUAAUGGCCAAAUUCAACGUUUGCAGGCCCAGCUUAAAGAUCUACAGGAAAAGCUGUCUUCAUUGCCCGAAGAGGAGGCCACUGUUUCGCCCAUGCAUCAAUCUCAAGUUGCUGCUGCGAACACGCAAGCGCCUCUAAGAGCUGAGCUAGAGGCUUUAAAGGAUUCCUACAAUCAACUCAACGACAAAUACCAGCACGAAAAAGCGAACUUCCAGCAAACCAUAACACGUUUAGAAACUCUCCAUGACGGUAUUCAGGCCAAGCUGCAGGAGGAUAUGUCCUACAUUGAGACUCUCGAGCAAGAGAAUGCCAAGUUCAAGGAUAAAAUUGGACGCUUGGAGGAAUGUGUUGCCUGUUUUGAGGAACGCAGAGCUUCGAUGGAGCGCAAGGUGAAUAUAAUGGACGCCCAGCUGCAGUCGAAUUCUGAGGAGCACGCCAAGACCGAAGAUGAGUUAAUAUAUCGACUGAACAUGCUCUCCGAACACGAUGAAGUUAUUGCCCAACGAUUAAUCGAAUCACAAAGCGAUAAGGAAGAAAUGGAAGACAACUUCAGCAAGCUUCUCACAGAGCAUAACAAUCUGCAGGCAAAAUACACCAAAUUGGAAAGGGAAUAUGCAGAGUUCAAGACGGACAGUAACUCAGAAUUCGAACAGGAAAUGGAUGCAUUGCGUGAACAGCUUUCGAAAACCGAAUCCGAGCUGGAACGGCAAAAGGGCGUUUAUGAUGGCAAGUUGGCUGCCAAAGUCACCGAGCUGGACGAACUAGAAUGUGAGUUGAAUGAGCAAUUGCAACAGACGAAUGUGGAGAAGCGUGAACUCUUGGAGAAACUCGAGAGAUUAUCGGAUGAUUGCGCCCAGCAUCAGAAUGAUAUUUUGCGUCUUCAAGAAAACGUCAACACCCUAGAGCAGGCAAAGACCGAAUUAGAGCGUGAGACAUCAUGGCUGAGGAUGCAAAGUGAAAAUUCACAGCAGGAUUUGUAUGACCUACAAGAACUGCGCAUGCAGUCAAUGCAGGACAAAACCGAAAUUGAAAACCUGCGGCAUCAAAUCGAAAGCCUUUCCUCGAACCACGAGAAUGAACUUCAGGCUUUGCGCACUCAAAUAGCCGAACUAGAUACGCUAAGAAUGCAAGUGGGUCAGGGACAGAACCAAACAGAUGACCAAGUUUUCAUUGAGACAGAAAAUAAGCGCCUUACUGAUCUAUUGGCUGAAAAAGAAGCCAUCAUCGAAAACUACCAGAGACAAAAUUUACAAUUGCAGAUGGCAGCCGCGGCAGCAAACAACAGCAACCAGGUCGAUCCAUUUGCCUUGGCAUUUGGUUUGCCACCACAGAGUUCUGCAGCCGUUUCAAACGUGAUUCCGACUGCAGAUACCAAUGACAUGGAACGUCUUACUCAGGAUCUAAAUGAGAAGAAUGCUCUUGUAUGUCGUCUACAACUGGAUCUAGGCAACCUUCAGACCGAAUUUAGCAGCCUUCUUGAGGCAAACCAAGAAAUGCAACGCCAAAUAAAUGAACGCCACGAAAAUGCUACCAAUGUGCAUACUUUGCAAAGCGCCGUCCCCCUAACGGAAGCACAGCCUAGUGAUGUUAUACCCGCACCGCCAAUGUUCUUUACCUCAGAGACAUCUGUUCGCUCGCCCUUUGACGACAUUAUGCAACCCACUGCCCAUAGUGUGGAUGCAGCGUCAUUAGCUCCGGCUACAACAGAACAACCCACGAUUGAGGACCUUCAGCGCAAUGUUUCUGACUUGGAGAAGCAUGCACAAGAUUUGGAACACAAGUUGGUAAUGCGUAAUCAAAGGGAUGCCGAACACGAAGAACGCUUAAGAGAUCUUGAAAGUCGUCUGCACGAUAGGGAAGUAACGCUUCAACAAACUACUGCCGAGUUACAAGGUGUAAAAGAAGAAUAUAAAAACGUUAUGGAGAAGCAAAGCGAGCUAGUCCCUCUCCAGAUCGAGCUAGAUUCCCUUAAGCAUCAAGUUCAAAUCCUUGAGGGUCUUCUCCGCGAAAGAAAUGACGAGUUGGAUAGGCUGAGGCGUGAGCAUCGCGAACACAAGGAAGAGUUACAACUAAAGAAGACAAUCAGCUCCGUGGAGAAGCAAAUUGUAGACCCAGUCAUACAGCCAACACUGGACAUGUUCUUUGCCAAUACCCCAGAUCAAGUUUUUGAGCCGUUCAUUAUACCUCAAGUGUCCCAAGAACCUGUGGUAGAGGAAAUUAUUGUUCCUAAGAAGGUGUACGAUUGCCAUCCCGAAGUUAAGCAAGACCCUAUCUCAAUUGCAUCACUUGAUAUUGGUGGUGACGACUGGGGUGAUUCAUGGGGCAAUAGCGAAGCAAUGGCCGAGGCAGAGCACUACGAAAAACAAACCGUUUCCCAGAGCGGUGCCAUGGCCCAGCCGUCGUUGAUCCCUAGAGAAAAAUUGUUGGAGAUUCAAAUGCAGGAACUCAACGAGCGUUUGCAAGAGCUGCAAUUGGCCUUGGAUCGCAGUGAGGACCAGAAGAAGGAGCUGCACAUAAAGUCAGGCAAACUUAUGAAGAAAUUAAAGGAAUACAAGGUAAAGAUUGACGAACUUCAAACUUCAGCAAGUUCAACCGCAGCAUUCCGAAAAUCUUCCUCCAUAGAAUCGGGCUCAAUGUUUGAUGAUCUCGACGCAGCCAUUCAAGAUGAGCUCAAAAACCAGAUCAAGACAUUGGAAGCAAAAUUGGCAGAACAACUUAAGGUGCAAGAGCACAUGAACACGGAGAAGGAUAAGCUGUUGAAGCGAAUUGAUGUGUUGACAGCCGGCAACGAACGUAUAACCGAGAUGAAAGAGCGCCAAGACAUGGAAGUGCAAAUGUAUCAAGCCCGCAUAAAAGAACUGCAACAAAAGCUCCAAUCUUUAGAUGAUUGGGGCAAUGAUGGCAAUAGCCAGGAACAACCGGAAACACAUAAGGAUAUUGAGACUAAGGAAAAGAAUUCUGCUACCACUUCUACUACUAUCGGCGAAAGCGGUCUUCAGCAGAAACUUACAGCUCUCUCGUUAGAACUUCAAGAUAGCAAUGGAGAUCGUAUAGAACUUCAAGCUCUGCUGGAAGAGGAGAAAGCAAAUUCACAGCGUGCAGAGAAAACUAUUGAAACGUUGCGUCAGAAACUUGCCCUUGUGGAGGAGGAAAAGACUAGCGAAAACGAAUCUGCUAUUCAGCUUAGUAAUCUUAGAAUUGAGGUACAACACCUGCUGGACGCCAACAAAAAACUUUCUACAGAUUUUCAUACGCAAGCCGAAAUCUUAUCCUUGUCACAGUCUAAUGAAUUGCGGCUCAAAGAAGAACUUGAGAGUCUCCAAAAGGAAGGGGAGAAUUUGAGGGAAACUCUUGCCAAUACCAAGCAAAGUCUUAUUGAUUUAGAAUCCGAAUUAUCCUCAUUAAAGGCUCUUAAGGAAAAGCAACUGGAUGAUGCAUUGCGCAAACCAACAGAAAUUCCAAACCCAGAGUGGGAGCAACUCAAAUCGGAGAAAGAACUUUAUGAAGAGCAGGUGCGAACACUUAAUCAACAGAUGGAGGAAUUGAAAGUGGCCAUGUCUAGCGGCAGACAUUUGGAAGAGGACCAACAGGCCAUCGAAGAAAAACUCAGCAGGCUUCAGGCUGAAAAUGAUUACUUAAAGCAGGAGAAGAGUACAGCAAACAACAGUGACGAAUUGUGCGUCCAGCUCCAGGAAAAAGACUCGGAAAUACUACACUUGAAACAGCGCAUCAAUGACCUCAUGAACGAAGAUCAGACAGAGAAACUUGUACUGGAAAUAUUGACCAAAAACCAGGAAAUCCAAAUGCUUAAAAUGCAGGUUAAAGAGCUGGAAGAGGACAAACACGAAUUGGAAAACAAUCUGUCAGUGCAGAUAACCAAAGAAAUGCAUGCCAACAAAGAAGAGACCUCAAAAGCCCAAAUGGAUGCCUCCAAACAACAUGAGCUGGAAGCCCAAAUCAAGGAGUUACUAACGGAGAAAAAGCAGAUGGAGGAGGAGCUGCAGGUUCUCAAUGCUCACAUUAUGGAGAGUCUACAUCAGGAGGAUAGAUUGAAGGUGACUGCUCUGGAAUUGGACACCAAGAAUUUGGAAAUUUCGGAACUGCGUAAAACCAUCGAAACUCUGCAGAAAGCUAUAAUGGUAGGUGGCCACAAAGUAGAGCAACCUGAAACCUCCGUUGACAUUACGGCUCUCAACGCUCAAUGGCAGGCCGUGGUAGAACAGCGUUGUGGGGAAAUAGCUAAAAUGUGGCAAGAACAUGUUGAGCAGCGCGAAAAAGAUUUCAAAGCCCUGGAAGAUCGCCUCCGAGCGGAAAUAUCUGAACUAAGAAAAGGUCACCAAUCAAACGUUGCCAUCGAACCUGUGCAACAAGGUGUUUCGGUCGAAACAACUUCAUCUUCCACUCCAGUCUCCGAAUCGACCACUGCCUCGGGCACUACCUCAGCCGAGGCCUCCCAUGAUGGAACUCCAUUGCGUAUCAGAAGCCAUGACAACGAGGCGAACGUCGACGCAAUAAUGGAGCAAAUGCAAAGUGCUUUAGAGGCACAAGAAAUGGAAAUUGUAACCCUAAAGGAACAAUUAGCCAUACGAUCGGCCGAGUAUGCUCGACUUGCUGCUCAGUACGAUCCAUUUAAACUGCAAAAUACUUCCUCUCACAUUGGUUUUAUGGAGAGUAGAAAAUCAAAUGUAACAGCUGACGUCGCCACAGUUCCUAAGUCGGAAUUAGAUUUGGCGCUGUAUAUGCUGCACCAGCGCGAUAUGCGUUGCGAGGAAAUGACCGUGGAACUGGUCUCCCUACUAGAAGAAAGGGACACCCUGCAGCUUAAACUGUCCAAUACACUUAGACAGAUGGAAGCAAUAAAGUCUACCACUCAAACCGGAGGAUCGUCUGAAGCGCCACUUUCCAGCAGUCCAUCUGCAUCCCAACACAGGGUAGACACUAUUCCGAGCACCUCCUCAGUUGCGGGUUCAACUGCGGCCCCUGUUGACGAUGAACUGAGUUUAAAAUUGUCCCAAUUGCAAACCGUAAGCCAUGCCAAGGACAAGGUUAUUAAAGAGGAACGCGAACAACGAAUACUGCAAAUGGAGAAACUAAAACAAGAUGUAGCUAAAAUGCCUCCAGCUGCUGUUUCAGAACUAACGGGGAGUGAUAUGUCGCAAGCGAAUCAGCCUACGUCGAACGUUUUACUCAAUUGGCUCUGGGGCAACAAAAGUGGCCAUCCAGGGAGCGCACCGCCAGAUUUCUAGGAAUUUCCCAACUUAAAGCCCCUAAUGUUUCUUUCAAUUUCUAUAGUCCCAUUCGAUUCCUCUGACGAUAUUCGUUAUUCUUGUAUUUUUAUUGCAUUGUGUACCUUUUGGCAUCUGCAAUUUCUUUCCUAUAUCUAUAUAUAUAUAUAUAUGUAACAUAUAUGUAACAAUAUUUGUAUAUAUCGUAAGCAAUAAUUUUAACGAUCAUUGGGCUCUACUGUCCGGAAGUACUCAAAGCCUUCUCGAGACCUUUGGAUCUUCGAUUCGUUUGUUGUUGAUGCCCAUGCAACAGUUUGCAUGCGAUAACCUAAUGUUAAUUCUAAAUUAGUUAAUUUUUUUUUUUUUUAUCAGAUGUAAGUUUUUAUCUAUAAUUGAAACAUUUUGCGUAUAGCUUCUAAAACAACAUUCAAUUUAGGAUAACAUACCAUUUAAUGUAAACUGUUUACAAAGAAUACGAAUAAAAUAUCUAAAAAAAAUA